AUGGCUGUCGAGAAGGGCCCCGUAUCGCCCGUCCCUAUCCCCGAGCUCACCAAGAUCGCCACCGAGGCUUGCGAUUCUGCCCUGACCAGCGCCGAGGGAUACGACCACGCCAAGGUCGGAGAAUGGAACUCACAGAUCAUUAACACCAUCCUCAAAGCUCUCAUUGCCGCCACCACUUCCGAAACCCCAUCGACACCGCCCCCCUACCGCUUCACCGUCAACAGCACCAUCGUCCAACAAGGCCUCAUCGACAAGUCCUCCGCCGCGGAUGGCGCGGCCGGCAACGCCGGCAAGCGCGGUAUGCACUCCGCCUCCGGUGCCUUCUGGGAUGUCAACCGCGAUGGAAUGUGGACCUUCAAAUACCUCGGCGCUGAGGAGCGGGGGCUUGAUGUUGUGGUUAGCGUGACAUGGUUUGCUCUGGGCUAG
Messenger RNA from Aspergillus clavatus NRRL 1, 426 nucleotides. RefSeq names its product dynein light chain Tctex-type family protein. Gene Ontology annotation, molecular function: dynein intermediate chain binding. The record is from RefSeq and is a predicted model, not a curated record. The coding region runs from base 1 to 426 and encodes 141 amino acids. NCBI's taxonomy places the organism in Eukaryota, Fungi, Ascomycota, Eurotiomycetes, Eurotiales, Aspergillaceae. The transcript is spliced from 4 exons. Gene Ontology annotation, cellular component: cytoplasm; cytoplasmic dynein complex. Gene Ontology annotation, biological process: microtubule-based movement.